ACUUCGCUGUCGAUCACCAUGGCCAAAGCUGCUUCUUCUUUAUUGCAAACCCUAAGGCGCUACAUUAAGAAACCUUGGGAGAUCACUGGGCCGUGUGCAGAUCCAGAGUACAGAUCAGCGGUUCCGAGCGCCUUGGAGUACAGGGUCGUUUGCCCCGCCACCAUUAAGGAGAAAGCUAUUAUCCCUACAUCCAAUCCCGAAACCGUAUUUGACAUUAAGUAUUAUACUCGCGACCAGCGUCGCAAUCGCCCUCCAAUUCGACGCACCAUCCUCAAGAAACCCGACGUCGAGAAGAUGAUGAAGGAGACCAAAUUCGACCCUGCUGAUUUCCCUAAAGUUUAUCUCACUGCCGCGAUUGAGGAGGAUAUGAAUGCCCGUGGAGGUGGUUAUCAGAAGUAGAAAGGUUCUUUGCGCCCUGGGCGAUGUUCUCUUCAGCUUGUAUUCUUCAACUCUGCUUCUCUUUCAAUGUUAACCUGAGAUUGGGUUAUUUAGGUAUAGAAGUUUGUAUGCCUAGCCUAUACAUUAAUACAAGACAUGGGAUUUGGCAUCAAUAAAGUACAUCUCCUUCUGAACUCCUCAAUUUUUUGUUUCUUUUGUAAUGUUAUGUGCUUGUAUUACAACCAUUUGCAACAGUACUCUUGCUUUUCCAUUGCUCCUGAAUUUUACGACAUUUUGCUUGCA
Messenger RNA from Cucumis melo (muskmelon), 681 nucleotides. RefSeq lists its product as uncharacterized. The record is from RefSeq and is a predicted model, not a curated record. Lineage: Eukaryota; Viridiplantae; Streptophyta; Magnoliopsida; Cucurbitales; Cucurbitaceae. The annotation marks the transcript as partial. The transcript is spliced from 2 exons.